Nycticebus coucang (slow loris) is the source of this 3717-nucleotide messenger RNA. RefSeq names its product solute carrier family 25 member 45 (gene SLC25A45). Gene Ontology annotation, cellular component: mitochondrion. The record is from RefSeq and is a predicted model, not a curated record. Gene Ontology annotation, molecular function: transmembrane transporter activity. Gene Ontology annotation, biological process: transport. Lineage: Eukaryota; Metazoa; Chordata; Mammalia; Primates; Lorisidae.
GGCCAUGAGAUUCCACACUCUGCACACUACCUCCAGCCUUAGGGUCACCAGAGUUGGCUGGUUCCCUUCUCCCAGUUGCCCCAGGUCUGGGCACCAGGCCACUUCUCAUCCUCCAGCCAGGGUUAAACAUUAGCGGGAGUUAUCAGCGCUGUACAGAGGAGGGUGAGGGGAAAUAAAAAUUUCACUAUCUUCUCUGCUGGAGUCACCAGUCCCCAAGGAGCCCAGAUAAUGCCUGUGGAGGAGUUCGUGGCUGGUUGGAUCUCGGGAGCUCUGGGCUUGGUCCUGGGACACCCCUUUGAUACUGUAAAGGUGCGUCUGCAGACCCAGACCAUGUACCAGGGCAUCACUGAUUGCAUGGUGAAGAUUUACCGCCAUGAGUCGGCCUACUGCUUGACCCCUUUUGACCUCACCAAAGUCCAGCUACAAAACCAGACAGAGCCAAGGGCCCAGCCGGGGAGCCCCCCACCCCGGUACCGGGGGCCUGUGUAGUGUGCAACCUCCAUCUUUCAGAAGGAAGGGCCACGGGGGCUCUUCCGAGGAGCCUGGGCUCUGACACUGAGAGACACUCCUACAAUGGGAAUCUACUUUGUUACCUAUGAAGCACUCUGUCGCCAGUGUACACCAGAGGGCCAAAAUCCCAGCUCUUCCACAGUGCUGGUGGCAGGGGGCUUUGCUGGCAUCACCUCCUGGAUCAUAGCCAUGCCCUUGGACGUGAUCAAGUCCCGGAUGCAGAUGGACGGGCUGACGCGGAGGGCGUACCAGGGCUUGCUGGACUGUAUGGUGAGCAGCGUCCAGGAAGGCCCUGGGGUCUUCUUCCAUGGCCUCACCAUUAAUAGUGCCCGUGCCUUUCCUGUCAAUGCUGUCACCUUCCUCAGCUAUGAAUAUCUUCUCUGCUAGUGGGGUUGAGAUGAGGCAAGGCAAUGCCAGUAGCUCCCAGCAGGCCCAAUCUUGCCUACCAGUGCGAGACUGGGCUGGGAUUAGAGGCCAAUUUGAAAGCAUGGUUUGCAGUUCCAGCCAGGAGGCUCAGCUCUUUUGAAUCAAGGCACCUCCCACCAGCCAGGGGCCAACAGUGGUGCCAGACUCAGCCUACCGUGACCCUCUGUAAGGUCUGUGGAGCAAGGAACGCAAUGCACCAGGGGACUAACCAGGGUGCUGGGAGCAUCCCAGCCCCUGCGCCUCCUGAAGAGCUCUGGAGACUCUCCUUCUGGCACCAUCCAACCUCCUGCUGCUGCUCACCUCCCCUUCUUUCAAACCUCUCACUAACCCUCACCUUAACUCUCCACGACUCAGUGUGACCUUGGUAUCGCUUCCCUCCUUCAGUGAUUCCCACCACCCUUAGAAAAAAGCCCAAACUCAUCCACUACCUGGGCCCUCCUGCCUACUAGGCUUUGUUCUCUCUUAGUGGCUUCCUGGGCCUUGAACAACCUGUGUUCUGUCAUUGCCCUGGCCUGGAAGGCUUAUUUCCUGGGUCCAGGGUCAGGAGGUGACCCCAUCCUCAUCCAAGACCCAGGCUGAGCACUCUGUCCCUUGGAGUCCUUCCUUGGCUCUUCUCAUCACCCCAGGCUGACUUUGGGAUGCCCAGGCACCCUGCUCACAUUCUGUGAUCAUAGCGCUGCCUGUGCCACUUCAGAGUUGUUGGUUCGCUUCUAGACGGUGGUGAGUCCCUGAGGUCAGGGACUAUACUAUACUUCUGAUUGGGUCUCAGCGCAAAGCCCACUGCUUGGAUGGACACGGAUUGUGUAAACGCUUGUUUUUUUUUUUUUUUUUUUUAAGAUUUUUCUUUUAUUUAUUUACUUAUUUUGUUGUAGUUUGGCCAGGGCUGGGUUUGAACCCGCCACCCUUGGCAUAUGGGGCUGGCACCCUACUCACUGAGCCACAGGCGCCGCCCGUAAACGCUUGUUAAAUGAAGUGUCCAUUGCACCCGUGGUCCAUCUCUCCCUUCUCCAGUUGCAAACACCUGCUUCCUUGGUCCUGCCACACACAUUUGUCCAUGAACCUCCCAGGUCCCAUUUGCUUGCCCUGAACUCUCUUGUGGUCAUCUGCCACUCUCUUGUGUUCAUCUGUGGAGUUGUGCAAGAAGUUGACGGGUCUGCCUUGCCCACUCUGAGCUGAUGGCACUUGUUUUGUUACCCAUCUCAAUUGCUAAGUGGGAAUGAAAAACUGGCUAAGAGGUUAUUUUAAUGACAAUAAAGCUGAGCAUAGUUUGUACCCACUAAUACCCUCAUCUGAUCUGAGAUCAACCUGAGUUCACCUCACGGUGACCUUGAUUCCUGAAGUUACUGCCAUUUGCCAAGGACUCCCUAUAGAAACUAUUGUGGUAUCAUCAUCACAGUUUACAGAGGAGCAGCCUUGGCUUUGUCCCUGUCACAGAGCUGGUAAGUCACAUGAGGAGGGGACAGUAUCCAAGCCCUCAACUCCAGAGUCCUGCUGCUUUGCUCCCCUGCUCUCCCAGGACACUGUGGCCAUCUCUCAUGCAACACCAAAGUUCAAAUUCCCCUGGGCUGGACCUGCUGAGUCCAGCUCCCUUCACAUGCUCAUCGAGUGCUCCUUCCCCAGAUCCUGUGCCACAGACUGCUGGAGGAUGCCCCCAAAUCAUUCUCCUGACCUCCAUCAUCAUAGUGUGGCCACCCGGCGUGGCCUCUGGGUUAUGUUUCCCAGCCUCUCUUGCAGCUAGGUAGGGCCUAAUCUGUAGUUAGGUUCUUGCUAGAGAGAAGAGAGCAAAUGGGAUGUGUGCAAAUUGCCCAUCAUUGUUGGCUGGAAGUGGUGACAAUGGGAGUGACUCUCAGAGGCGCUGUUGAGCACCAGGCUGAUUUUGGGAGCACAGCUCACCUCUCCACCAUAGGCUGUUGCAUUUUGAGGUCUCUGUGUCAUGAUGGUUUAGCAAACUUCACUCAAACUAACCCAGUGGGCAAGGUCUGAAGGUUUCUAGGUCAGUGGUGAUAGAAGUGUGAUCCGUGGGGAAGCAGAGCUGCUUAGAAAUGUAGCCUUUCCGGCUCUACCUUCAACACCAGCAACUCAGUGUCUGAGGAUGGGGCCCAGGAAUCUGUGUUGCGAAAAGCUUUUCCCGGGAUUUUCACACAGACUAAUGCUUAAGAAACAGUGUCUGAUACUCCUGAUAGAGGAAAUGAGCUGUCUCAUAUGGAAAACAUAUGAGAAGGGUCUUCCUGAGGCCAGUUCCCAGGUGACUUGAGGUGGUCACUGCCCUUUCUGUGCCUCAGUGUCCCUUCUAUGGUCCCUUCUAUUUGUACAGUGUGCAAGCCAGUGCAGCACAGGAAUUCUAGGCUGGACACGGCAGCAAUGGCAUUGGAACACUGCUGGGCCAGUGGGCAACUUGAAGGAAGCAAAUAGCAUGCAUGUGGCUCUUAUAAAUGGGGCAAGAAAGGGGCAGGAAGUCAGAUUGUCCUCUAUACUUAGCCAUUUCUUACCACAUGGCCAGUUAGCACAAGAGUAAAAGCCAAAAAUUCUUUUUUUGGUUUUGCUUUAAUUAAAUCCUUACUGGGGUCAUAACUGCCUGUAGGCCGGCCUCUGCACUGUCUGGGCACAGGCUCCCCUUUUCUCUCCCUGGUUCUAUCUAGAGUCAUUUCCUACAGGGCCUGGCUUCACCUUUAGAACCAGAGAGAGCAGAGCCUUGGAGUUCCAGGUUCAAGUUCUUCCCACUGGGCUAGGAGACAGUCAUGGAGUGACUUUAGGAUUAAGCUUGCAGUGAUUGGUAAGAAA